Oncorhynchus gorbuscha (pink salmon) is the source of this 3984-nucleotide messenger RNA. Its product is annotated as nuclear factor 7, brain-like. Lineage: Eukaryota; Metazoa; Chordata; Actinopteri; Salmoniformes; Salmonidae. Gene Ontology annotation, molecular function: zinc ion binding. The transcript is spliced from 2 exons. The record is from RefSeq and is a predicted model, not a curated record. The coding region runs from base 66 to 938 and encodes 290 amino acids.
AGAUGUGAAACUAAAAGCUGUUUCCUCAUUUUUACACAGGAUUAGGUAAGGAUCUGGUGUGAGAGAUGGCGUCUACAACGUACGUAGAGGAACUAACCUGUUCUGUGUGUCUCUCUCUCUUCACUGAUCCAGUCAGCCUCUCCUGUGGUCACUCAUUUUGUCGACAAUGUUUUACAAACUUUCGGAGAACACAGAAUCUGUGUCCUCAUUGCCGGGCUAGAAUCUCAACAGCUGAGGGAAAUCUCUCAACCAAUCACAUUCUGAAGAGCUUGGCCGACAAAGCUAAAGAGGAAGCAAUACGCGACGAGAAGACAAGGGGGACUGAGUGGUUGUGUCCAGACCAUGACGAGAAACUGAAACUAUUCUGUGAGACAGACCAACAGUUGGUUUGCGUCAUAUGCCGGGACGGGGAGAAGCAUGACGGGCAUAAGUUUAAACCUAUCAAAGAGGCAGCCUCAGCUAGGAGGAGGGAAUUAGAUGAGGCCAUUCAGUUCCACACUAGUGACAACAGCUCCGUGGAGCACCUGGCCAAACAACAGGAAAAAGAGAUGACAAAAACCAAGACUAAGUCCUGUCAGCUGAGGACUCAAAUCAGCAGCCAGUUUGAAGAGAUGCACCAGUUUCUGAAGAAGAGGGAAGAUCAGAUAAAGAAUGAGUUGCAGGAGAAAGAAGAGAAGACCUUGACGAAGAUGAGAGGGAAUUUAGAGAGUAUGGAGUUGAUACUGUCAGAGAGGAAAGAGAAGGAGGUGAUGAUGAAAUCUGCUCAGGACAUCCCAGACAGCGAGGGUUUCCUGCAGUGGUGGAAUGAACGGAGCUGGUCUGAGGUGGAGGCACUAAAGAACAGGGACAUGCCACCGCCAGACCGUCAUGGGGAGGACACGACUGAAACGCAAGGAGCCACCAAGGAGCGUCAAACAAGUCCAGGGUGGAUGACCUAAAGGUGACACCUGUCUCCCUCUCUUUGGGGCCCUAUGAGUCUCACCUGCAGUUCUUUGUGUGGAAGGAGAUGCUGCAGGUAAUCAAUCCUCUACCAGAGAGACUAACACUACAAACAGUGAGUCAGAAACUGACUAUCUCCAAUGACAGACGCAGUGCGUUUUGUACUCCCAGAAAUGUGGAAUCAGCUCAUUCAGCUCGACAUCAAUCACAACAAUCAAAAUUACUGAGUAACAGUAAGUUCAGCACUGGACAACACUGCUGGGAAAUAGAAGUGGGAAGUGGGGCUUUCUGGGAACUGGGAGUUAAAAGAAAUUUGGGGUUUUUUUGGUUCAAACUUUUUGGUUCAAAAACAAUGUGUCUCAGGUAUAGAAAUCAAAAAUAUACUGUUCAUGGUAUGGGUACCGAAAAACAAAUCCUUUUAAGAGAUACACCUCGAAAGAUAGCUCUAUACCUAAGUUGUGCAACCAAGGAACUCUCUUUCUACAAUGCAGAUGACAUGUCGCUUAUCUAUACUCUAGUCUGUUAUUGGGAAGACGUGUCAGCCUAUUUCAACAUUGGUGAAUGUGAUGGAGUAGAUUCUGACCCCCUGACAGUCUGCUGGUAUUGAUCUGCUUAUCAUAGACCCCCUGACAGUCUGGUAUGGAUCUGCUUAUCAUAGACCCCCUGACAGUCUGCUGGUAUUGAUCUGCUUAUCAUAGAUCCCCUGACAGUCUGGUAUUGAUCUGCUUAUCAUAGACCCCCUGACAGUCUGCUGGUAUUGAUCUGCUUAUCAUAGACCCCCUGACAGUCUGGUAUGGAUCUGCUUAUCAUAGACCCCCUGACAGUCUGGUAUUGAUCUGCUUAUCAUAGACUACAUGACAAUCUGUUGGUAUUGAUCUGCUUAUCAUAGACCCCCUGACAGUCUGGUAUUGAUCUGCUUAUCAUAGACCCCCUGACAGUCUGGUAUGGAUCUGCUUAUCAUAGAUCCCCUGACAGUCUGGUAUUGAUCUGCUUAUCAUAGAUCCCCUGACAGUCUGGUAUUGAUCUGCUUAUCAUAGAUCCCCUGACAGUCUGCUGGUAUUGAUCUGCUUAUCAUAGAUCCCCUGACAGUCUGCUGGUAUUGAUCUGCUUAUCAUAGACUCCCUGACAGUAUGCUGGUAUUGAUCUGCUUAUCAUAGACUCCCUGACAGUAUGCUGGUAUUGAUCUGCUUAUCAUAGACCCCCUAACAGUCUGGUAUUGAUCUGCUUAUCAUAGACCCCCUGACAGUCUGGUAUUGAUCUGCUUAUCAUAGACUACCUGACAAUCUGCUGGUAAUGAUCUGCUUAUCAUAGAUCCCCUAACAGUUUGGUAUUGAUCUGCUUAUCAUAGACCCCCUGACAGUCUGGUAUUGAUCUGCUUAUCAUAGAUCCCCUGACAGUCUGGUAUUGAUCUGCUUAUCAUAGACCCCCUGACAAUCUGGUAUUGAUCUGCUUAUCAUAGACCCCCUGACAGUCUGGUAUUGAUCUGCUUAUCAUAGACCCCCUGACAGUCUGGUAUGGAUCUGUUUAUCAUAGAUCCCCUGACAAUCUGGUAUGGAUCUGUUCUGAUUUGAAAUGUUUUGCAUGUCAGCCGUCAAGCUGUCAAGAUUUUGGACUUUCAAGAAGCAACAUGUCUCCAGCCACAUGUAACUGGUAAUAUAAUAUAAUAACCAGCCACUAUCCUAGCUAGGGGGUGUAACUCGUAAUAUAAUAUAAUGACCAGCCACUAUCCUAGCUAGGGGGUGUAACUCGUAAUAUAAUAUAAUAACCAGCCCCUAUCCUAGCUAGGGGGUGUAACUCAUAAUAUAAUAUAAUAACCAGCCACUAUCCUAGCUAGGGAGUGUAACUCAUAAUAUAAUAUAAUAACCAGCCACUAUCCUAGCUAGGGGGUGUAACUCAUAAUAUAAUAUAAUAACCAGCCACUAUCCUAGCUAGGGGGUGUUACUCAUAAUAUAAUAUAAUAAACAGCCACUAUCCUAGCUAGGGGUGUAACUCGUAAUAUAAUAUAAUAACCAGCCACUAUCCUAGCUAGGGGGUGUAACUCGUAAUAUAAUAUAAUAACCAGCCACUAUCCUAGCUAGGGGGUGUAACUCGUAAUAUAAUAUAAUAACCAGCCCCUAUCCUAGCUAGGGGGUGUAACUCAUAAUAUAAUAUAAUAACCAGCCACUAUCCUAGCUAGGGGGUGUAACUCAUAAUAUAAUAUAAUAACCAGCCACUAUCCUAGCUAGGGAGUGUAACUCAUAAUAUAAUAUAAUAACCAGCCACUAUCCUAGCUAGGGGGUGUUACUCAUAAUAUAAUAUAAUAACCAGCCACUAUCCUCGCUAGGGAGUGUAACUCAUAAUAUAAUAUAAUAACCAGCCACUAUCCUAGCUAGGGAGUGUAACUCAUAAUAUAAUAUAAUAACCAGCCACUAUCCUAGCUAGGGGGUGUUACUCAUAAUAUAAUAUAAUAACCAGCCACUAUCCUAGCUAGGGAGUGUAACUCGUAAUAUAUAAACUAGUAUGCAGACUACUAUUACUGAUACCAGCUUCUAUCCUCUCAUCAUGCAGACUACUUGAUAGUGGAAUUUCUAAAUUCCUAUAUGUUUUAUAGCCAAAAUCAAUUUCACACUCUCUCUAAGUCAUUAAUGAGGUGUAAGUUCAUUAAUUAUGCAUGAAGUAGAUCGAGACCAGUCUUAAAAGCCAGGUAAGAGCGUUUAAUUCCAGAGAGUACUCUUCACAUACACAUAUUUCCACAGGUUAUAAACUGAAAAUGACGUCAGAGUUUUCUAAACGUUCUAUCUAUUUCACAAGUAGAGGGGCCCUCUAGCUCUCGAGCCUUCGCGUUAUCAGCACAGAGUCAAGGCCAGUCAGUAUAAAUCAACAUUCUAGACAGCCUGGAGAUGGGCCGUUCCUACCACCUGGAGAUUGUACAAAUGUAUGAACUAAGGAACAGACCUUCAUUGUUACUAAACUCCUGACUACAUUAUAUACAAUUGGGAAAGGGAGCAAGAGAGAAAAUUCACAUGUACAGUACAUUAUAGCAUUUGGACUAGUCAGUUCUGAUUG